AUGAACUCUUUGCUGGAUAUGCUGGACGACGAUGAGGCCACAAAGAUCAGUGUGUCUGAUGAGCCUGCUGAAGUGAUGGGGGCGUUCCAGGACACACUGCGCGGAUUGAUCUGCCUCGGCCGACUCUUGGAACUGGACGAGCUUUGGAACUUCGAGCCAAAGGACUGCUUUGAUGCAAAGCUGUUUCGAAUGCUACUGGCCCGAAGCUGUCGCACUGGCUUGCGAAGCCUCGGCCGCGGAGGGAGAGGAGGCAGAGGGACUGGGAUGUCCUUGGCCGCGACGAGGGCAUCUCGUUUGGCACGGUUGCUGGCGAAUGUCACGCCUCUGAUGGACGACACUGAGAACGAGCGAUCCGAGAAGCUUUCGGAAUUGAAGGUUAGGGAGGAGGAGCCGCUCAAGAUCUCAGAUAUGAGAACCUGA
Symbiodinium necroappetens is the source of this 420-nucleotide messenger RNA. The record is from the annotation of a GenBank genome assembly. NCBI's taxonomy places the organism in Eukaryota, Dinophyceae, Suessiales, Symbiodiniaceae.